AUGAAACUCUCUGCGUUCGCUACAGCUCUGGUCCUUGCCUGGGCUUCCACUAUCUCUGGGUCUCCUACUGGCUCCAUUGAGGCUCGUCAAGUAGUCUCACCCCCUCCGGGAUUCGCAAUCACCAAGCAAACGUCUAUCUUUAUAACCCUUUCUUCAGGGGACAAGUCUGCUGUCACCGUUGGCUUCAGCCGAUACUACGCAGAGGUCGGGCCCAAUAUUCCCAUCAGUUCUAACCGCAGAAACUGCCAGUUAACAUGGAGCGUGAACGUCCCUCCUGGGUUCUCCUUUGGCCUCGCAGCCGUCGACUACCGCGGCUGGUAUCAACUCGAUGACAAGGUCACGGCUUCUCAGCAAUCUAGCUAUUACUUCCAAGGCCAUCUCGCCCAAGCGACUGCGCGCUCUGAACUGGUCGGUCCAGUCGCAGGCCGUGACUACUUGUACCAGGACCAGUUCGACCUUGUCUCUACGGUGUUGUCUCCCUGUGGUACCAGCACGGUCCUCAACAUCCAGACGGACCUCCGCACUAACAACUCCAAGAAUCCAAGAGGAUAUGGCUACAUUGCCACCGACUCCAUUAACGCUACCCUUACACAAACCUUCCACUUCAAGUGGCAAACUUGCAAGAAUUAA
Molecule: messenger RNA, 630 nt
Organism: Coprinopsis cinerea okayama7#130
Lineage: Eukaryota; Fungi; Basidiomycota; Agaricomycetes; Agaricales; Psathyrellaceae
Exons: 10
Coding region: 1-630 (209 amino acids)
Source: RefSeq, a predicted model, not a curated record